AUGACUACUCUCGGGGCUGCGCCCGAAGUAUCGGCCCAACCGAAUCAAUUGGAGGGCUCCUUGAGCGGCGGGGUGCGCCAGACGACUUCUACCCCCUCCAAAUCUCACCAUGCCAUGAUUUCUGAUCUUCCCCCGUCUUUCCCACCUGCUGGCCAGUAUCACACUGCAUACCAGGAUCCCGCAAUUGGGCUCGGGCCUUUCGUCGACAUGGAUGGUUACGGGCCCCCUCGGCGGCAGCAAGGACAGCCGCAGCAACAGCCGCCGCCGCAGCAGCAACAACCACAACAGCAGCGAAUAGCACCAGACCUGGAUGCGUUGUUUGAUGAGCUUGCAUCGCUCGAUGGAGCCGAGAAGCCUGAUAAUCAACCCGAGUUCAUGCAGAACCUAGGGUUUGUAGCCGACCCGGAGAUCUACUCCCUUUUCAAGUCAAAUCGAGCCUUUUCUCCUCGCCCAGACACAACAGAUGCCUGGGAACGGAACUCCGUCCGUCGUACGGCGCGAGUCGCAGCCCCUUAG
Molecule: messenger RNA, 516 nt
Organism: Penicillium macrosclerotiorum
Lineage: Eukaryota; Fungi; Ascomycota; Eurotiomycetes; Eurotiales; Aspergillaceae
Exons: 2
Coding region: 1-516 (171 amino acids)
Biological process (GO): positive regulation of transcription by RNA polymerase II
Molecular function (GO): DNA-binding transcription factor activity
Source: RefSeq, a predicted model, not a curated record